Messenger RNA from Haliaeetus leucocephalus (bald eagle), 1228 nucleotides. RefSeq names its product vesicle transport through interaction with t-SNAREs 1B (gene VTI1B). Gene Ontology annotation, biological process: intra-Golgi vesicle-mediated transport; vesicle fusion with Golgi apparatus; retrograde transport, endosome to Golgi. Gene Ontology annotation, cellular component: ER to Golgi transport vesicle membrane; late endosome membrane; SNARE complex. The transcript is spliced from 7 exons. NCBI's taxonomy places the organism in Eukaryota, Metazoa, Chordata, Aves, Accipitriformes, Accipitridae. Gene Ontology annotation, molecular function: SNAP receptor activity; SNARE binding. The record is from RefSeq and is a predicted model, not a curated record. The coding region runs from base 1 to 867 and encodes 288 amino acids.
AUGCCGGUGUUGGCUCCCGUGAUUAUCACCACCUUCCCCUCCAGCUUAGCUGUUGACUUACACUGGCCUCCGGCGACAUACCUCCUGCGAGAGAGGCCGGCAGCGCUCAGGGACGAGGUCCGAGGGCACCCUCCCUCCUCGGGGGCCUCGGGCCAGGGCUCGGCACCCAGAGCCCCAGCCGAGCGGCUGUGUGGAGAGACGCGCGAGAGGCACUUUCACAACCUGGCGCCAAAGUUCCUGCUCCCAGCCCCAGCAAAACCUGUGAAGCGAUGCACGCGUACACAGGAGAAGAAAAAACUGAUUCGAGAAUUUGAUGAGAAACAGCGUGAAGCAAAUGAAACGCUGCGGGAAAUGGAGGAAGAACUGAAGUAUGCUCCUCUGCCUUUCCGCAACCAAAUGAUGAGCAAAAUCCGGGCAUAUAGAAGAGAUCUAUCCAUGUUCCAGAGAGAGAUGAGAAGCACAGAUUUGGGAUUGGGCCCUGGAAGUCAAGGCAAUAUGAAAUACGGAAUCUUCUCCACAGAAAAUGAACAGAGUACUAAUCUGCAGUCACAGAGGGUGAUGCUUCUCCAGGGAACAGACAGCCUGAACAGAGCCAGUCAGAGCAUUGAGCGCUCGCACCGAAUUGCUGCUGAAACAGACCAGAUUGGCACCGAUAUAAUUGAAGAACUUGGGGAGCAGCGGGAGCAACUAGAACGCACCAAGAGCAGAUUGGUGAAUACAAGUGAGAACUUGAGCAAGAGUCGCAAGAUUCUACGUUCUAUGUCCAGGCGAGUUACCACUAAUAAGUUGUUGCUGUCAAUUAUCAUCAUCCUGGAACUAGCCAUCCUAGGAGGUGUGGUCUACUACAAGUUCUUUCGCAACAGAUGAAUCUUCAUGACUGAGUUGAGUUUUUCCACUGUUGAACCAGAAGGGCUGUCUGUUUCCUUUGACUGUCUGAGGACUGAACUGUCUCAUGAGACAGCAUGGUCAACUGGAACUGUACUGACACUAGAGAGACAGAGAAAAGGGGAGUAAAAGGAAAAUGCAGAUACAGACUUGAACUACUGGUAAGAUUAAUAAGAAGGUAAUAAAUAUUUUAUUGUCUCCAUUUGUAUAUACUUCACAAAAUGAAUAAAUCUUGGUAUGUAAUAAAGUAGCCACCAAUCAGUGGAAAAGCUAGUUUAUUUAAAAAUGGAGAAGUUAACAGUAUUUGCCAAGUGUUGACAAUCUAUCCACUCAAGUGCCUCAG